AUGACCAGUGCAGACUAUCUAUUUUUACUAUUUUAUCGAUUAUCAGCAAUUCUAUUAGUUUUAUUACUGUAUGAACUGCAUUCGGCUGAUAAAUUAAUCACUGAUCAUCCUAUACAAAGGCUAUCAUCGAUACGUCAUCAACGAUCAACUACUAUUGAUGCUUAUAAUUUUCAAGUUGGUGAUCUUUUCAAUUUUACAUCUACUGUAUAUAAUGUAAGUAUUGAAGAAAAUUCGCGGGGUAAAGAUGUUUAUGCUAAUUAUAAAGGUAUUCUUCGAAUUGGUGUACCAUUGCCAAAUAAAGAUGCUAUUGUUAAAUAUAAAAUUGUUGAGGGCGAUCGAGUUCAUUUUAAAGCAGAAGCACGCAAUGUUGGAGACUUCGCAUUUUUACGGAUUCGACAUCGUAAUGAUGGCUUUCUUAAUCGAGAAUUAAAAGAUCGCUAUGAAUUUCUUAUCAAAGCCAUAUGUCGCCGAAAACAAGCUUCAAAUCUGGAAACAACAACCAUUGUGAAUCUUUUUGUAACGGAUCGCAACGAUGCGCGACCCAUUUUCGAAAAUAAUUUAUUUACUGUCAAUUUAACGGAUCAGGUAAAACCUUUUACCAAUAUAGUUCAAGUUGAAGCGUCUGACGCCGAUAUCGGUCUUAGUGGUCAAAUAUAUUAUUCAUUUACUUAUCAAUCGCUUGAUUUUGCGAUCGAUCCAAUUAGUGGAUGGGUUCAAACGAUAAGACCACUUACAGCUAAUGUUUAUGAGCUUAAUUUGCUUGCUGAAGAUCGCGAAUCUCGUCUUUCCAGGAAAUAUGAUGAGAUUAAUAAAGAAGAAAAUGGAUUUUGGCCGGUGAUUAAUCUUCAUGAAGCAAAAGUGGUUCGUAUUUUUUGUAAAUUUCCAAAUUUCAUAUUUAUUGCCUACAUUUUUUUGACACUUAUUGUAAAUGUUACCGAAACGAAAGCAAAAUUACCUAUUUUGAACGUUGAAAAGAAGCCAAUUUAUGGUGAUCUUGUAUUUAUAAGUCAACUUGUUGCGAUAAUUCGAACCAGUUUUACGGAAAAAUUGGAGCUUGAAAUCGUCGAUGGGCAGCAAAAUUUCUAUCUUUCUGAAGUCUUGUAUAAUACAUGGAAUUUAAUGACAGUCGCGGGAAUACCUCUCUAUGAACGGUAUUUAGUGCGACUACUUGUGAGUGCUGAUAGAUUUUCCGGAAAUCAGGAUAAACGAGUCACAGAAAUUGUUGUUAAUUCUAAAGAAAGGAGCAAAAUUGAACUGGAAAAGAAAUUCGCUAUAUUGAGAUUAAAAGUGAACGAAUCGUCUCCAAUAGGUUUUUUAGUUGGAAACGCCGAUGCGUUCGUUGUUGAUGGAAUUCGCCCAAAUAAUAUCAAACUAAGGUACUCUUUGAUAGCAAAUAACGAAAGCGAUUUUCUUCCAUUUUUUGUAAAUAACGAAACUGCUCAAAUUCGUGUUGCAAAUUGGUUGGAUUACGAAGAGAUUAAAGCAUAUAAUUUUAUCGUUAAAGCUGAGAUAAUUGAAUAUGGAGUAGAAGCAUCAGUUAAUGUAGAAAUACAAAUAGUUGAUAGCAAUGAUAAUGCACCAAUGUUUGCAGCAAAAUUGGCAAGAGGAGAACCAGUCGUGGUUCCAGAUGAUUUAUAUAUUGGCAAAGUUAUAGGAAAAGUUGAUGCUAUAGAUUUAGAUUCAGGAAAUAAUGGUUUUGUUGAAUAUAUUGUUAUUAACAAAGAUAAGGAAAUGCCAUUUGAUAUUAAUCAUACAACAGGAGAAAUAUUUGUAAUGAAUACUAUUCCAUUGAAUCAUAAAUGGUGGCGAAUGAAUAUUCGGGCAGUAGACCAUGGUUGGCCAUAUCCACGAAGUUCGGACUUGAUUUUGACUCUUUAUCUCAAUGGAACACAAACACCUUCAAGACUGUGGCCAGUGGUGCAUCGAGAGCGAAAAAAUGAAUUCGCUCCUACUUUUGUUAAAAUUUAUGAAAGCAUUGAAAUCAAUGAAGAUGCUGCUAUUGGACAGAUCAUCAUAAAAUUAGAAGCAGAAGAUAAAGAUGGUGGUUAUGCUGGCUUAUUGCGAUAUGCAUGCCAUGAUGAUUAUUUUGCUGCAGAUCCUUAUAGCGGUGAUGUCUUUGUUGCCAAAAAUUUGCAAGAAUUAUUUACCAGUCAAAAGAAUUUUUCGAAAAGUAGUAUUAUCAAAAAAAUAUCAGUAUCAGCAUGUGACAUGGAUGAACCAGUAUUUUGUAGCAAUGCUUCUAUUUCGAUUAUUAUAAAUGACGUUAACAAUUAUGCUCCACAAUUUGAAAGGUCUUAUUAUUACGUUCAUGUUCCUGAAAAUCUUCCUAUUAAUGAGCGUUUGUUAAAUUUAUUAGCCAUUGAUCUUGAUCAUGGUGAUAAUGGCAAGGUUGGUUACAAAUUAGUUGGCGAUGGGCAAUAUUUCUCAAUUGAUCGUAUCAGUGGAAUUUUAUUUGUUUCAAAAGAAUUAGAUCGAGAAACACGAGAUUCUCAUCAUUUUAUUAUAAUGGCAUAUGACAAUGGUUAUCCACCGAAAUAUUCAUUCGCAAAUGUGACUGUAUCAAUUGAUGAUGUGAAUGACAAUGCACCUAAAUGCGCGGAAAAUUUCCACAAAGUGCGUAUUCCCGAAGAUUAUCCAAAUGGUGCAAUGGUGACUUGUAUUACUGCAUCAGAUGCUGAUUUUGGUGAAAAUGCUCGGAUUACUUUCACAUUUGAUACAGCUAUUGAUUAUUCUGACCAGCCUUUACCCUUCCGAAUUCAUCCAGAUAUCGGAUGUAUUUUUGUGGAUUCAACUGUCCCUUUGAAUUAUGAAAAGCAAGCAUUCUACAAUAUCAGUAUUGAAGUAAUGGAUAAUGGACAACCAAUUCUUAGUUCCACAUGUGAAGUUAUUAUUGAGUUGGUCAAUGUGAAUGAGAAUGUAUAUCCACCUCGAUUUUCUGACAUCGCUUAUGAAGCUAGCAUAUAUGAAAAUAUGCCAGUGGGAGCAGAAGUAAUUAUUGUGCAAGCUGCAGAUCUCGACAGUUCGUCCUCAUCUAUUAAAUAUUCUAUUAUAGGCGGUGAUGGAAUCGGUUUUUUCUUUAUUGAUCAAAAAGGAAUGAUUCGAACAUCACUGGUAUUAGAUAGUGAAAUCAAGGAUCAUUACUGGUUGACUAUUCAAGCUGAGAAAAUUCCACUUAGUUCAAUUACACAUAUUUUUAUUCGUGUGCUUAAUGUCAACGAUAAUGCUCCUAUGCCGAUGCGUCCAGUAUAUUUUGCAUCUGUGCCUGAGAAUUCUCCCGAAAAUACAGUUGUGGUUAAGGUAGAAGCGAGAGAUAAAGAUGAAGAUGAAUCGGAUGAUCAAACUAAUCUUUUCUAUAGAAUCGUUAGUGGUGAUCCACAAAGUUUUUUUGCUAUAGACCCUAAAACAGGCUACAUGAUAACUAGUGGCCGACGACGCGUUGAUCGUGAAACUCAAGAUGAACAUGAAUUAAAUAUCGAAAUAUGUGAUCAAGGCUCACCUAAACUUUGCACAACAGUACCUGUUAUCAUUGAUAUUGUUGAUGUGAACGACAAUCCACCAGUAUUCAAGAAAAAACUAUAUAAUUUUAAUGUUCCAGCUGGUACUGUUGGCUUAUUAUGCAGGGUAUUUGCAACUGAUAUGGAUGAACAGAUGAAUUCACAGAUCCAUUAUAAUAUCACAUCGGGUGACGAUUAUCUAUCUGUGGAUGAAUUUGGUCAUAUUAAUAUAUCAAAACCUUUGCAGUCGGUUAUGUCUUUCAUUAUCCAAGCCACAGAUUCAGUUAUGCCUCAUUACAUAGCAUCAUCUCAAGUCGUUGUUACGCCAGUUAUGCAGAAAUUUUCUAAGAAAUCCAAUCGAGCUCCAAUUCUUAUGAAUGAAGACACUUGGUCACAUUUGGUUAUAUCCAGCUCUAAAAAUAUUGAUGAAACGCUUUGUAUAGUGGAGGCUGAAGAUCCAGAUGGCGAUCAGUUGUGGUGGUCUAUUAUGUCAGGAAAUUUGAACAAUAUAUUUUCCAUUAGGUUUAAUGAUGGUGUCGACAAUGUCACAGCAAAGCUUGACAUUGAAAUAUCAACAGCGAUCCAAAAACGUCCAAUAUUUGAUGCCAUACAUUAUCGAACUGCAAUAUUGAGAAGUGCGAACGUUGGCACAAUAAUAUUUAAAGCGAAGGCAGAUGUGAAUAAUGAUGGGAUUUCGUUGCCUUCUAAAUCCAGUUCAUCUGUAGUAUAUGGAAUUAGUUCUUUUGAGAGUGUUACUUCGGCAGAAAAAUUUAGAAUUGAUGCAAGGUGGUUAUUUCAGGGUUUUUUUCUUCCGCAUGGUUUGAAAUUGCUAGGUUGUUUGGUCAUAUUUUGCAACAAUUCCUUAGAUAAGAAAAAAAGUAGAGAAAUGGAUAGCAUAAUUAAGAAUUCAUUGAAAAAUAGUAGUACCCAGCGCUAUUUCAGCACUGGAGAAGUAAUUUUAAUUGACAGCAUUAAAAAUGAAAUUGCAAAGAAUUUCUCGAUGAUUAUCUCAGCUCGAUAUGGACAGAUGUCGAAUUAUGCCAUACUUUAUAUAUCCGUUAUAGAUGAAAAUGUAAAUCCACCGAAAUUCACUGAAUCUGAAUAUGUUACCAAAAUUCAGGAUAGGUAUUAUUAUUUUUAUUAUAUAAAGCCUUCUACAAAAGUUUGCCUCGAAUAUAUUGAUGUUGGUACUGUUAUUUUAAUGGUUGAAGCCACUGAUCCAGGUUCAAGUAAAAAAGGACAAUUUAUCUAUUCAAUUGUUUCAGGGAACGAUUUCAGUUAUUUUUCUUUGAAUGCUAUUACCGGUGAAUUGAGUGUCACUGAAACUUUCAAGAAUUCCAAUUUUUCUGAGGCCAUACUUAUAAUAAAAGCGACUGGUCAUGGAAUGCAACCACAGUCAGCUUCAUGUAGGGCUGUUAUUCAACAAGUCUCAAAUGGAAAUUGGCACUUUUUCUUCAAAAAAUCCAAAUAUCAUUUUUCUGUGCGUAAAAAUGCUUUGCCGGGAACCUUUAUCGCCGUGGUUCGUGCGAAUGGUGUAUCUGGAAUACGAUACUAUUUAUCUGAAUCAGAACCAUGUAAAUACCUUGAUAUUCAUUCUAUUUCUGGGGCACUUUACCUCAUUCGUCGUUUAAAUAUUGCUGAUACUGGCGUUAGUCUAAACUGUACAGUUACGGCUAGAAAUUCACAAGGACAAGAAAACACAACAGUUGUUGGCUUAAAUGUGAUUGUUGCAAAUGAAUUUGCACCAAUUUUCAAUCAAACUGUUUAUUAUGGAUAUAUACAAGAAAAUAUGCCAGCAGGAUCUCCGGUUCUUUUGCAAAACCAGAAUCCUCUCGUAAUCCAUGCAGUGGAUAGAGAUUUAGGUCUCAAUGGCUUUGUAUGUUAUCACAUUUUAUCACCCUUGGAGCCUUAUUUUAGUGUAGAUUUCAUUUCUGGUGCGAUUCGGUCAAAAAUAUCUUUAGAUUUUGAAAAGAUCAAGGAAUGGUCUUUCCAUGUGCAUGCCAGUGAUAUGGGUUCAGUUGUACUAUGGUCUUCAAUUCCCGCUUUAGUUAUUAUAACAAUUGGCGAUUUCAAUGACGAAGUACCAAGAUUCUCUAAAAGAACUUUUUACAUGGAUUUUACUCUACCAGCCCUUGAAGGUAUGGAAAUAGGUAAAGUAACUGCUAGUGACCCAGAUACUGUCGGUAGUCUGCAUUUUGCUAUUUCAAAUCGGGACAUGAAACAUCUUUUCAAAAUUGGAGAAUAUAACGGUGUUUUGUUCGUUCAUGCCAAUAGUUCAUCACUGUUCGUUGAAAGCCAGUACAAGGUGCCUGUUAUUGUUUCGGAUGGAUUACAUUCGGAUUCAUCAACUGUUGUGGUAAAUAUUAAAGGCCUAUCAAAUGGCACCAGUUUUAUGCGAUUUUUAAAUGAGGAGUAUCGAUUCAAUAUUACUGAAAAUCAAGUUUCAGAAAAGCCUCAACCUUUAGGCAGAUUGACUCUGGUUAAUGUGAACACUUCUAAUACAGUCACAUAUCGGUUACUUAAUCCUAGUCGUGAAUUUGUUAUUGGGAUAAAUGAUGGUCUUUUAAGUUGGACGGGAAUAUCUUUGGAUCGUGAAAAAAAAUCACAUUUCAAAUUCAUUAUAGAGGCGCGAGCUUGGAGAAAAACGGAAAAGGCACGAUGUAUUGUUCUUAUCAGUAUUUUGGAUGUGAAUGAUUGCCGUCCACAGUUUAUAAAUCUGCCAUAUGUAGCAGUGCUUUCUCGAAAAGCCAAAAUAGGAGAGAAAGUCAUUAAUGUAAAGGCUCACGAUGCCGAUCAAGGAAAAAAUGGAGCCAUCAGAUAUUUUCUCACUCAAAAUUCAUCACAUUUUAAAAUUAACAAGUAUGAUGGUCGGAUUUCUGUUAGCCAACCUUUGGAUGAAGUUCAAUUAACAACGGUUGUGUUAAGAGUUAAAGCAGAGGACCAAGGUACACCGAAACUAUCUUCUCUCAUCGAUAUUUUUAUUGAAAUAGUCGAUCAUUCAACACCAAUAUUUAUCAAUCGUUUCUAUCGAAGCCAUAUUAUGGAAAAUGCUGCCAUUGGAUCAGCAGUGUUAAUGGUUAAGGCUCUAAGUAAUGUGAACGGACAUAUUGGUUACUUCAUCAGAAACGGUGAUGAUCGGAAGCAAUUUCGAAUUGAUUUUUAUUCGGGUGUUAUCAGUGUUCACAAGUCUCUGGAUCGCGAAACAAUACGUUCGUAUAAUUUGACAGUUGAAGCCAUCGACGUUUCACGAGUGAGCACUGUUGCAGUGUGUACUGUAGAAGUUCUUGUAGACGAUGUCAAUGAUAAUCCUCCACGUUUCUUAAAAUCAUUUUAUAAAAUUAACGUUAAUGAAGCUACUGCAGUUGGUAGCGAAAUAUUGCAGGUGGCGGCUAAAGAUCCAGACUCAACUCCAAGUCGUACUUCUUAUGCCAUCAUUGGUCCCAAUUCUUCUAUGUUGUCAGUAGAUUCUUAUUCUGGACAGAUAACUCUUGUGAAGCCGCUGGACUUCGAGCAACAGCGUCUACAUCAAUUUACUUUAAGAGCAUCUGAUAUUGAUCAGUUAUAUUCAGAAACAGCUCUCGUAAUUAUAGUCGAAGAUUGGAAUGAUAUAAAGCCGGUUUUUGAGCCACCAGUUGUUCACAGAUUCAUUUCAAGCGAUGCUGCUCCUGGUUCUUUCAUAGCAAAAAUGAAUGUUGAAGAUGAGGACUUUGCAUCAAAUUUACCAAAUGGACGCCGUUUUAUAUUUUCGUUAAUUGAUGGUGAUACAACUUUUGUGGAAAUUAAUAAGGAUUCGGGAGUGCUGACAUUGGCGCGAGAUAUAAAAGAUGAUGAUCUUGAUAUUGGUACCAAAAAUUUCAAUAUAUCUGUGAAUGACGGAAUAUUCACAUCAUUCGCACGAUUAUCAAUUAUUUUGUCUGCAAGCACUUCGAAACUUCCAUUGCCAUACUUCGAACGAGAGAAUUAUAUUGUUAGUAUAAAGGAAAAUAGCAAAACAAAUAUCCCUAUAAUACAAGUGCAUUGUAUGGGUGGAAUCAAGCCCCUUAAAUAUUCAUUUGGUGGUAGCAAAGUUUCGUCUUCAUGGCCUGUUAUUAUCGAUGAAAAUACUGGUAAAAUUACUAUGAGAUUAUCACUGGAUUAUGAAGAGCAGCAUUCCUAUUCUAUUCCUUUGGUAGCUACUGAUGCAGUAUUUCAUCGAACUUUCGCGAUCCUUUCUUUAAAUGUUUUGGACGAGAACGACAAUGCACCAAGAUUUGUAACACAGAAUUAUGAAAGUUCUAUAAAGGCAGAUAUGCAAGAAGGAGAAGUUAUAUUAAUAGUACUUGCGACAGAUCAAGAUGUUGGUGAUCAAGUGGAAUAUUCAAUUAUUGCAGAUAGCACUAAUAGAUCUGAUUAUUUUUUCUUACAUUCUAAGCAAGGAUUUCUUAGUCUGCGUCGUUCCAUCAGAAAUUUUGCCGGCGAACAUAUCUCAUUUUUUGUUCGAGCUACUGAUAUGGCGAAUCCUCCACAUCAAACGGAAACUUCCAUUACAAUUUCUGUGGUUUCUUCGAGUAUUUCAUUACCUCGGUUUUCGAAAAAUCAUUUUUUAUUUAAUGUCGCAGAAAAUACUAUUAUUGGCUCUAUUAUUGGAAAAUUACAUUGGGAAUAUUCAAGUUCUGAUCUGGUAAUAUCAUCGAUCGAGAGCAAUGCGGUUUUAUUUGAUAUACCUUUUUUCAUUAAUCAUACUUCUGGUGAUAUUAUCAUAGCUGCUGCUAUAGAUCGUGAAAUGGUGGAGGAAUGGAGAUUUAUUGUGCACAUAUAUGAACGAUUAAAACCAGAUAUUAGUACAAUGGCAACUGUAACGGUCAAAGUCACCGAUACAAAUGAUAAUGCACCAGUUUUUGAUGGUGGAAAUGAGCGAAUCGCUGUUUUUGAAGAUGCACCUGUUGGGACAAUUAUCGCAGUUCUGAGUGCAAUGGAUGCGGAUAUUGGUCCAAAUUCGAAACUAUUUUUUGAUUUUGAAGAGGAAAAUUUCGACAAAUCUUUCAAAAUUGAUCGAAAGUCUGGUUUCCUGACAAUAGCCGAGCCACUUGACCGAGAAGAAAAAGCUGAACAUCAUUUUACAGUUAUUGUAAGCGAUGAAGGAAAUUUAGUUUCUCGAAAAAAUAUAUCGAUUAUAGUUUUGGAUAUCAAUGAUUCUCCACCUGUUUUUGAUAAAAAAGAAUAUAUUUUUGAGGACUAUCUACAUCGUUUCGUUGUUGGCGACGAAUUUUUGCGGAUCUGUGUUAAUGAUCAAGAUGUUACAUCCACGAACAUGGCAGAAUUAUAUAUAAUUGAUGGUGAUAUUGAAGGAUUAUUUCGAAUCAGUUCUGAUGGUAGUUUAUCGUUGGCGAAAGUCCCACUCAUUCUUAAUGAUUCCGAAUAUGUCUUAUCCGUAUUCGCUUUCGAUGGGCGACACAAUGUCAAAACUAUUGUGACCAUUGAACUAACAACGAUUAUUGAAGGCAGAAAUUUCUUUUGUUUAAAUAAAUUACUGAUUGAAAUAAGUGAUGUGAAUGAUGAAGCGCCGAUUUUCUCUCAGCCAGUGAUUGCAGUUUCAGUUAGAGAAAACAUAAAUGCUAGUUAUGAUAAUCGAAUAUUUUUGACAAAGUUGGAGGCAGAAGAUCGUGAUUUUGGUACAAAUGGAGAGGUACAUUAUCGAUUCUCUUCUAUAAAUAACUCGCUUCUGCAUAUUUUCCAUUUGGAUAACAGAACGGGUAUUCUUACAGUUUUGACUUCGCUUGAUCGAGAAAUUAUUGGUCUUUAUGAGUUAGAUGUACAAGCAUUCGAUGUUGAUAACAAAACAGCUGAUGCAAAAGUUGUUAUUGAAGUGGUUGAUGAGAAUGAUAACGAACCACAGUUUGAAUCAAACAUCUAUUACCUAAAAGUUGUCGAGAAUGAGCCCAUUGGAUCUGAACUGCUUCAGAUCAGAGCUUUUGAUGAUGACAGUGGUGAUACAAUAGAAUAUCAUCUUGAUUCAUUUGAUAGUCUUAAUAAGUAUUUCGAACUGGAAAAGAAUACAGGUAUUCUCAGACUAUCCGAAUCUCUUGAUUUCGAGAUUUUGAGACGUUUUACGAUCGCAGUUGUUGCGAUCGAUUCUGGAUUUCCGCCGCUAAGCUCCCGGUGUUUGAUUGAUAUUGAAGUUCUCGAUAUAAAUGAUAAUGCACCUCAAUUUAGUCAGUUAAACUAUACUGCAAAAGUUCGUGAAAACUCGUCUAUUGGAACCAAAAUUAUUCAAAUUUCUGCGAACGAUUUAGACAGUGGGCAUUUUGGUCGGGUGAUUUAUGCUAUCGGUGAUCAUUCGAACUCUUUUCAAAUUGAUGAUAGUGGUUGGCUUAUUGUUAAUGCUCAUCUUGAUCGAGAAAAGGUAUCUAAUUAUCGAGUCGAAGUCAGUGCUUUAGAUGGUGGAUUGCCUCCAUUGAAAAACACAACAAUUGUUUUAAUCGAGAUUGAGGACGAAAAUGAUAAUGCACCUACUUUUUUGCAGUGUAAUAUGACUAUUGUAAUUCAAGAGAGCAUUGAACCCGGAUAUCCACUUUUAUCAGUCACUCUAAUUGAUAAGGAUGUUGAUCCAAAUGCUGGACCGUUUAGAAUGGAGAUAAUAGGUGAUGAUGCUGGUUCAUUUGCUUUUGACUCCUCGCUGAAUCUAAUCACAACAUCUCGGUUAUCUUAUUUCAAGAAAGAUAUAUAUUUACUGUCGGUGAAAGCAUACGAUAAUGGUGGAUUGUCAUCAGAAUGUCCAUUAACCAUAUAUAUCGUGGAAGAAAGUCAUCAUCAUACACCUGUUGUUCAGCCGUUGACAAUUACUCUGAACACUUUGAUGGGUGAAUUCCUUGGAGGAAAAAUUGGUGCUAUCAGAACAAAAGGCGAUAAUUUCGGCGAUAUAUUGAGAUAUUCACUAAUAAAUUCGCACAAUUAUGUGUUGCCCUCUGCAGUGAACUCGUUCAUCUUCGAUAGAAAAACUCCAGCAUUCUCAGUUGAUGCAGAAACUGGCGAAAUUUUUGCAGAACCUGAUUUAUUAGCUGGAAUACAUCGUUUUAAUGUAUCAAUUACCAAUGGAAAUUUUGCUGUGCAUUCUUUAGUUACUGUUUUCGUGAACACAAUUGAUCAGGAUGCUCUCGACCAUUCGCUGGGAAUACGAUUUCGUAAUGUUAAUGGUUCUGUUUUUUUAAAAAAUUAUAGCGAUAAAUUUCAUCGUUCACUAGGACACUAUUUAAAUUUAAAGUCUUCAAACGUGCGAAUAUUAACUUUGCAACAAACAAAUUAUCAGUCCGGUCACGUCGAGCGAUACCUUCAUUAUCAAUCAAAACGAAGUAAAGCUCUUUUAAACCAAACAAAUCCAGUUAGUAAUGAACUCGAUAUUUUGUUUGUUGUUUCACGAGGUGAUUCGCUCGGUUAUCAUCGUCCUAAUUUUAUCAAAUCGAUGCUUGAACAAGUUAUCAUUGAACUUGCUGAUGAUAUCGGGCUUGAGAUUGUCUCAAUAAUAACUGAAUUGUGCAGCCGAUCUGCUUGUUUAAAAGGUGAUUGCCGUGAUCAUCUUUAUCUGGAUGAUGUUAAUUAUUCCCAGUACACAAUGGAUAACAUGUCCUUUACUGCACCACGGCAUAUUCGAACAUUUGAAUGUCUUUGCCGUCCAGGUUAUGCCGGCAAAAGAUGUGAUGUACCUAUUGAUAAAUGUAGUAAAGAUCCUUGCACUAGAGAAGAAAUAUGUGUGCCAAUGGACACUGAUGUAGGGUUUGAAUGUGUAUGUCCACCUGGAAUGAUGGGUAAUCGUUGCGCAACUCCAGCAUGUGGAAAAGACAGUAGGGAAUGCAGCAAAAAUGCUGAAAUUAGUGUAAAUGGUGAUGGAUUCUUUGAGAUGACUAUAGCAAAUUCUCUUGAAAAGCGUCUAGAAUUAUCGUUUAAUUUCCGAACUGUUAGUUCAGAUGCCAUAGUCAUGCACGCAUCGGGCAGUAAUGAUUUUCACUCUAUUGAGAUUGAACGAGGUCAUAUACAGUACCGCUGGGACUGUGGUACUGGUGUUGGUUUAGUUCGUGUAAACAACGUACGAGUAUCAGAUGGUAAAUGGUAUUCGAUUAAAAUAUCAAGAAGAAGUCGUCACGUUAAAUUAACUGUUGAUGAUGUUUAUGUAGCAGAAGCCGAUAGCCCUUUGGGCAGUGAUGUCAUUAAUCUUUAUCGAAAUGCUAUGAGGUUGGUGUUUGGAGGACGUGUCAUUUUUCCUUCAAAUAUUGGCCUAGGAGCAUUUACUAGCGAGUUUAGAUAUACUGUAUUGAAUGGAAUGGUUGGAUGCUUUGGGCGUAUAUCUGUUGAUGGCUUCGAUAUACCAAAAACCAAACAAGGCCUACAUUUAUACAAAACUCGUAUGAAUUGUAAUGCAAUAGGACGAACGCCGUGUUCAACGAAUCCGUGUGGAAAUGAAGGCACUUGUAUUCCUUCUGGAUCUAUUUCUUUCAGUUGUAUUUGUCCACCUCGCUAUACUGGUGCACAUUGUGAAAUUGAUCUAUCGGCCUGUCUUUCACGGCCUUGUCCUCCCGGUAUUCCUUGUAUCAAUCUGCACAAUGAUUUUUAUUGUAGUUGUCCUCCUGGUUUUACUGGAAAAACUUGUCAGUUACGUGGUGACAUAAAUGCUUGUUCAUCCAAUCCUUGUGGAAAUUUUGGAGUGUGUAUACUUUUGUCGCAUUCACCAAAUUAUAUAUGCAAUUGCUCGCAUGGAUUCUCUGGCACAACUUGUAAUGAUCGAACAGCAUCUUUUCUGCCUGCGUAUUUGACUAUUGGUCUUAUCGAGUUAGCCGAUAAAGAAAAUGAAGAGAGAUAUUUUAGGAUGAAGAAAAACCGCAGUGAUCUUGAUUAUGACGCGAGAAAUUUAAAUCCUCGGAUUUCUGGAUCUUUUGAUAGUUCACCUGAUGUAAAUGUCCCUCCCCCAUUGCCACCCCGUGGUCUCCAUUCAAAACGAAAUCAUUUAAGCAGUUUUGAACGAGCCCAGUGGACCGAUUUACCAACAGUGGAGGUUGGUUAUAUGGAGGACUCCUUGAAAAGCUUCGUUUCGGUCAAUGACCAGACAGGAGUAAUAAAUUUUUCAUUACUUUUAUCAUUCAUUACUGUAGAUAAAAGCAAUCUGAUAAAGGAGUGUCCUAACACGACAGUUAUUCGAAGUAGAGAGGUCUAUAAUUUCGAUGUUUUACGUAAAUAUGGCAAAAAAUUGCAUGACGAUGAUGCAGUAAGCAAUAUAUCUUCACACACUCGCCGUAAAGCUAGCAAAUGUAAACGAAAAACACCGGAAGAAGAAUGCUUCUUACGUAGCGAGGAAAAAGGUUCAAGCAAUCGUUGGCGUCUUGAAUGUGAUAGCAGAAUAAAAGGAGCAUGUGGAAUCGCUGCAGAGAUAAAAAGUGAGCGAAUGAAAUUAAACCUAUUGGAUAAAAGUAGAAUAGCUGUUGGAGAUACGAUAUUAAGUCCAAGAAAAGAUGAUCAUGAAUAUAUGACUAUGCGCCCUUUGCAUCGAAAUAUUCUAAAUGAAGAAAAAAAUGUUGCAAGAAUUAAAACACUUUCAAGUGAUAGUGAUGGCAAUGAUAGCAGAGAUUUUAUCUACCCGAAUGAAAGCAGUGAAUCAGAAAAAGAAAAACCAUUACCACCGGCUCAUCAGCCAAAACUUCUGCCUUUUAAUUUAUCUAGAAUUUAUGAUGAACCAGCAAGAGAGAAAAAAAAUCCGCAAAUGUCGCGUGCUGUGGCAACGAGCUUCCCGUCUUUAGCCACGGAUACUUUUUCGGACAUCGACGAUAGCGAUGUAGAUGAUGAAGCCAAAACGAAAUUAUUGAAAGUGCAAAAAACAAUGGCUAUAUUAUAA
This is a messenger RNA of Dracunculus medinensis (Guinea worm), 13350 nucleotides long. The record is from the annotation of a GenBank genome assembly. Lineage: Eukaryota; Metazoa; Nematoda; Chromadorea; Rhabditida; Dracunculidae.